Setaria italica (foxtail millet) is the source of this 2778-nucleotide messenger RNA. RefSeq names its product pentatricopeptide repeat-containing protein At1g73400, mitochondrial. Bases 220 to 1872 code for a protein of 550 amino acids. The record is from RefSeq and is a predicted model, not a curated record. The transcript is spliced from 2 exons. NCBI's taxonomy places the organism in Eukaryota, Viridiplantae, Streptophyta, Magnoliopsida, Poales, Poaceae. Gene Ontology annotation, molecular function: protein binding.
CGCAAACUCUCAAGGUCCACCUGCCCUUCGGCUUUGUCUCCGGCGAAAUCCCAUCCCCAUUCGUUACCAGGAGCGCAGACAUCGCCGGGGCGCCCCACCGGCGGCCGCGCCGCGGUGCGAUCCCUAUUCCCAAAUCUCCCUCCUACGCAGGCCACCCUCAUCAUCCUCUCCAACCUCCAAAUCCGCGCCCUGCCUGCCCUUCCGCUCCCAAAUCCCACGAUGAACCUCCCUUCCCGGCUCCGCCAUCUCCGCCGCCUUCUCGCGGCCGCGCCCUUACCAACCCACGGCGCCACACACUCCCCCAACCCAUCCUCCUUCCGACCGCUACACCCCACCCGAAUCCUGCCGCCGCCGUCCCAUCUACCCAUCCUCCCAGCGCGGCGGCUCUUCUCCGAGCACGCCAUCCUCCCCACUCACCUCCAGGACGAGCGCUUCGCCGGGAUCUCUGAUAGGAUCUAUGAUGCCAUGCUUAAGACGGAGGCGGAAGCCCACGAGGGCACGGAGGCCGCUCUCGACGCUUUGGGCGCCGAGCUGACUACCCCGCUCGUCGCCGACGUGCUUCACCGCCUCCGCUACGAGGAGAAGCUGGCGUUCCGGUUCUUCGCCUGGGCGUCCCACCAGGACGGGUACAGCCACGAACCGGCCACCUACAACGACAUCAUCGACAUCCUCUCCGGCACGCGGUACAAGAGCCGCCAGUUCGGUGUCCUCUGCGACGUGCUCGACCACAUGAAGCGCCACGGCACGAGGUCGGUGCCGGUUGAGGAGCUGCUGGCGAUCCUGCGCGCCUACACGGAGAAGCAUCUCACGCACAUGAGGAAGCUGGCCAAGAAGCGGCGGGUUCGGAUGCGUACGCCGCCAGAGACCGACGCGCUCAACGUGCUGCUGGACGCGUUCUGCAAGUGUGGGAUGGUCAAGGAGGCGGAGGCGGUGUUCGGCCGCGUGAAGAGGAAGUUGCAGGGUAAUGCCGAGACGUACAGUAUCCUGUUCUUCGGGUGGUGCCGAGCGAGGGAUCCCAAGAAGGCCAUGAAGGUGCUAGAGGAAAUGAUUCAGAUGAAGCACACACCAGAUAGUUUCACCUACAUAGCAGCUAUCGAUUCAUUUUGCAGUGCUGGAUUGGUGUCAGAGGCAAGGGAGUUGUUUGAGUUCAUGAGGAAUGAGGGAUCAACGAUAUCGUCACCCACAGCCAAGACGUAUUCGAUUAUGAUUGUUGCGCUAGCUAAGGCUGAUCAAAUGGAGGAGUGUUUUGAACUGAUUUCAGAUAUGAGAAGUAGUGGGUGUAUGCCUGACGUAUCGACUUAUAAAGAUUUGAUUGAAGGGAUGUGCUUGGUGGGUAAACUGGAUGCUGCCUAUCGUGUGUUGGAGGAGAUGGGAAAGGCUGGAUUUCCUCCUGACAUUGUCACCUACAAUUGCUUUCUUAAGGUACUUUGUAGUCUUCGAAAGGCUGAUGAUGCACUUGAACUUUGUGAGAAAAUGAUAGAGGCACAUUGUGAGCCCAGUGUUCAUACCUAUAAUAUGCUGAUGGUGAUGUUCUUUGAGAUGGGAGAGGCGCAUAGAGCAUUAGAUAUCUGGCUUGAGAUGGACAGACGAGGAUGUAAACGUGCUAUUGAUACCUAUGAAAUAAUGAUCGAUGGUCUGUUUGAUUGUGGAAGAACAGAAGAUGCAAGUGCUCUUCUAGAUGAGGUUAUAAACCGUGACAUGAAACUUUCAUAUAAGAAGUUUGAUGCUAUAAUGCUGCGGUUAUCAGCUGUAGGCGACCUUAGCGCGAUACAUCGAUUGUCCGAGCAUAUGAGGAGAUUUUACAAUGUUGCGAUGUCAAGACGAUUUGCGAUCACUCAGAAGAAGAAGAGCAUAGGUCUGAGAAGGAGAUGAGUGCUGUUACUAUUGAUGAUGUGGUUUCUUGUUACUAUGGAUAAUCAGAAGCUCAUUCAAAGCUAACAUCACCAACUGAACUAUCAAGGAGCAAUGGGCAUGUACAGCUUAUAGCAGGCUUGGAAUGCCUGAUGUAGCCAAGCUACUCAAGAUUUGGAUGGUCAAUUUUUUCUGGGAUCAACCAGAUAUAUAAGAAUUUUGCUUGUUAUCCCUAUCUGGGAUCUAAGCAGGAGGGAAGUGGAACCUUCCUUGAAUUACAGCUCUAAGGAUUUAGGACAAGAUUACAAGAAAGGGUUAAAUGGAUAGCUGCUAAGCCAAUAGUUUUUGUAGAAAUUUUUGCAAUAACUAGCAACAUUGCCCGUGCGGCCGUGCGUUGCAGUGGCAGAACAAAUAAAUAAAUAAAUAAAUAUAUAUAUAUGUGUGUGUGUGUGUGUGCAUAAGUGGUUCAUACGAGGUGUCAUAGGGGAAAUUUUUGGUAUGUGCAAAUAAAAUAAGUCAAUAAGUAAAUUCCCAAUAAUCAGACACAGGCACACAGGGCAAGGGUGGGUAAAUAAGACAAAGUAUAGGGGCAGAGUAGUGGUCACGCCAUCAACACCGUAGCCUCUGUAAAUAAGUAAAUUCCCAAUAAUCUAAUGUUUUGGAGUAGCAUAGAUAAGGUCUGAAGGUGCUAGGUAGCAUAUAUGCUGGUAAGCUGGUUCAGUUUCAGUUUCAUUCGUUGGGGAUAUAUGAGCUUUUGUCAGGUAUUCAUCAAUGAGAUUAUGGCAAAAGGAUACUGUGAAAGUUAUUAUAGUUUUCUUGACAAUUUUAUUAGUAGACUAGUGAAGGACGUAACUUGCAGUCCUUUGGCCAUUAUUUUUCAGUUUGGUUUUGCUAAGCAGGAGUUUUCUUUAUUCUGAACAUGACUUU